UCCCGGCGUGCAGCUCGGUGGCGGCUGACCCGGCAGUGGGCCGCCUCAGGCAGCCCCGGCCGGGCCGCCCGGGUCCCCGGCAGCGGGGUAGGAUGGCGCUAAAGCGGAUCCAGAAGGAAUUAACCGACUUGCAGAGGGAUCCUCCUGCCCAGUGUUCUGCGGGACCUGUGGGUGAUGACUUGUUCCACUGGCAGGCCACCAUCAUGGGCCCGAAUGACAGUCCUUACCAAGGAGGUGUUUUCUUCCUGACCAUCCACUUUCCUACGGAUUACCCGUUCAAGCCCCCAAAGGUUGCUUUCACAACCAAAAUUUAUCACCCUAAUAUCAACAGCAAUGGCAGCAUCUGCCUCGAUAUCCUGCGGUCUCAGUGGUCUCCAGCGUUGACUGUGUCAAAAGUUCUCUUGUCCAUCUGCUCGCUGCUCUGCGACCCCAACCCUGAUGACCCUCUGGUGCCAGAGAUAGCCCACACCUACAAAGCCGACAGAGAGAAGUACGUGUCCUCUUUGGGUUGCCUUUGCGCCAUGGCUGCCCCAGGCAGCUCCAUGCGGUACCUGUGCUCUGAGCUGGUGCUUCUGGGCUACAGGUUCCCACAGACAUCUUCCUACCCAUGCUGAGCCAUGUGCACAGCGGGUGUGCCCUGGGCUUGGACUCCUGGCUCUCUCACUAACAUGUCCUUUGAGUCUAAGGAGGGAGAAGGAGAUAAAAGCGGUUCACCUUCCUGGAUAACUCAUUAGCUGCUGCUACUAUAUAUGAAAACAUUGCCAAGCCCUGUCCUCGAGGCCAGCAAAAUCAGUGGUCAGCCAAGAACAGACUCAGAAGAAUCUGACAACAAGAAAAAUUCUGAUUUAAAUUCUAGGGUUUAUAGCCUAAGACAAGGGGAUGUCUCCUUGGCUAUACCGAAGGUGAGGCUGAGGGCAGUCAAGGUGGGAAACACUGCUGUGGUCAGUUCACUGGCUCAGCUCAGAAGUCAGCAGAGUGUUAGACCUUCAUUGCCAGCUCUCUGUUUAAACACCAAUUAACAGACCCAGAAUUGUAAAAUUCUGACCCCCUAGGCCAGGCACAACCACGUGCACUGUAGCAUGAGGGUGUCUGUAGUUGGUGGGGCAGGCACAAGGAGUCAUCGCCAAGUGUUAGUCUCUGAGUGCUGACAGCACUGUGAGAGAGGCCCAGGUGUGGCAGGGGCCACAGUCCUGUGAGUGGUGUGAAUCUCAGUUGUGGACCUUCAGGGAAGGUAUUGCUAGCCCUUUUAAAAGACAUCUUCAGUGAGUGCAUUCUUCAGUUCACUACUCAUUACUUCUUUUCUGUCUGAAGAGAUUAGAAUAGAGAAUAGAGUAUGUUUUUUCCUUUUUUUUUUUUUUUUUUGAGGCAAGGUCUCAUUCUGUUGCCCAGGCUGCAGUGCAGUGGUGUGAUCACAGCUUACUGCAGCCUUGAUCUUCCGGGCUCAACCUAUCCUCCUGCCUCAGCCUCCUGAGUAGCUGGGACUACAGGCGUGUGCCACCACACCUGGCUAAUUUUUUGUAGAGACAGGGUUUUGCCAUGUUGCCCAGGCUGGUGUUAAACUCCUGGACUCCAGCAAUCUGCCCACCUAGGCCACCCAAAGUGCUGGGAUUAUAGGCGUGAGCCACCACACUCAGCCACAUGUUUUUUUCAAAUUAUAUUUUUCUUAAGACUUUUAUAGAUCUUAUUAUUUCCCUCAUUGGAGUUUUCUCAAUAACAGUCAAAAUUUUUAAUUGGGGUUUAACUUUUGUUUAUUUUAACACUUACUACGAGAUAUUUUAGACAUACCAAAAGUGAUUUUUUUUCAGUGCCUCUUGUAACUAUAAAUCUCUCUAAUUUAUAGUCUCGUAGCAUCAAGUCUCAUUACAAUGAUGAGAGUAAGUGCACACACCUGCAUAGUCUUCAAUGGAUGCCCGGCCUGCUCCAUGUGCUUUACAUAUAGAAUUCUCUAGUUUCCCCACAAGCACACAAGGCAGAUACUUUCCCCAUGGCAAGCAAUCAAAAAAGCCAGGGCACAGAGGGGCAGAACAGCUGCUGAGGAUGGUACCGAUGCACACCCUGGUAGGCAGAUUCCCAAGCCCUUGUUCUGGAGUUUGUGUGCUGGACAGCCUGUAACUAGUACAAACUGAUCUUUGUGUGUCUCUUCUCUGUCCUCCCUGCAUCCAUAUUGUAGGACAAGAGAAAGAAAGAGAGGAAGUCUGUUGCAUUAUUAAAUCUUCCACUGCAGAUAGUUAUGGAGAAUCAACAGUUUGGGGUUUACACAUGAGGGGUUCACCCAGCUGGGGGUUUACAGCCAUGUCUGAUGUGCUCCUGCUCCGGGGAAAGCCUUUAUUCCACUCACCCAUCAGCCGUAGAUGUUUGACAAGCAGCAGCAGCAGCAUUCCCCACAUCAGUCCUGUUCUCUGCACCACAUUGAAGGGAAGUGACCAUUUCAAGUGAGGGUGUCACUCCCUCUGCUUUUUUAUUCCAGGUACAACAGACUAGCAAGAGAGUGGACACAAAAAUAUGCUAUGUAAGUGCCUCGGAGGUUUUACAUGAGACAUUGUCCAGGAGAAGCUGGCAGAGAGGUCUUCCCUUAAAACUUUGGGCUGUUGGCUGAGCCAUUCAAAGAGUGUCAUCUGUUCUUCAAACAAAUGUUGGUCACCCACUCUCUCCAGCUGCAGCAUGUUGGUGCCAUUUGCAGCAAUUAUGGCUUUGACAGUGCCACCUCUUUGAUGCCAAAUCAGCAGCCAUUGUUGUUAUGAUCUUCAGUCUUCCUGGUGACACUGGAAUCUCUCUCUCUGCCGCCUCAGUUUGUCUGCUGGUCUCUUGGGGGGGCCAGGCCCUGCACGUCUCUCCUACCUGGCCUCAAAUGGUGCUGCUGCCCAUGAUGGUACCACACCAGGGCCUCAGCCUGGCCCCUCGCCACAUACCCUUUGCCUUUUAGAACUCAGUGCCAUCCUGGGUGCCCAGGGCAGAGCAGGCUUUCUUCGCACCUCAUCUGCUGCAGAACCACAUCCUGAGGAGUCUCAGCUUAUCCUGGAGGGAAUUGGGAACAGUGUCACUGGGAAGUGAAGGCCUAGCCCUGCGGCUUCCACCAGUUUCCUCCUGCAGUGCCACAUGCUGGCAUUUCUUGCCUCACACUAAGAAGCAGCAAGUGGAAAAUUUCAGGAUACAAAGCACAUAACACCCCAUAAGAGAUGAUUAUGUUUUUAGAAGCAAGAGCAAAAUUAUGAAACCUCUAGAGAUUUGGGUCAUGUUACUCCAUUUGAUGAGGAUUCUCACUACCAUCCGCUCCUCCCAUAGGAGCCUACACUAAGUCCAAGUGUGAGCCAUUCACAGACUAGAACACAAGGAGGGAGAGAGACUCUUAAAUGUAAAUAAAAAUGCAAUUCAUUCAGAACUCUAAAUGAUAAUUGACAUUUCAGCCUCUUUCUUUUAGGCAGAACAGAAGAUACAUACUUUUAACAGUUAUUUGUAGCCUUAAAAUAACUUAAAAUAGCCUGUUAGGUGAUCGGCUUUCUGCCUUGGCUUUCUGAUGCAACACAUUGUAAGAUUUGCCUUUAAAGCUUUGAGCCUUGAGAUUAGGUUAGUUAGGAAGAGGACAGCAAAGAGAAGAGAUUAUUCUAAUAAAAUUUCCACAGAGGGAAGAAAAUUGAGGAGCUUCAUAUCUCUAAAGCCAAAUUCAACCUGAUCUUUCUAGGUUGGUUAUAAAGCUGGUCCACUUCCAGGAAGUGAUGUGUAGGUGAAUAGGAACAAGAGGUGAAGAAGCAGUAAAACUGUGACCGAAUGGCCAGAUGGGGCUUUUGCAGGCUGAUUGAAAGGAAGUCUACAGACCUAACACAAGCAGUCAGCCAAAGGUGGCUGUGGGAGGUUGAUUUCUUCCAGAAACUUCCAAGUUGUGGCUACAAAUUUAUUGCCAGAUACUUUCCCACUGAGAAUACUGAGGUUAUUCACAUAAUCACUUCCUUAGCAAAGGAAGAAGCACUUUUAACUUGGUCUGCAUUCCCUUUGUGAGGGUCCAAAUUUAGGAUCCUCCUGCUACCAUAAGGCCCUUUUUGGGGUCCUUUGAGUGUGGCUGCAUCUCACCAUGGUGAGGAUUGCCUUUUUUUUUUUUUUUUUUUCAACACAGAGUCUUGCUCUGUCUCCCAGGCUGGAGUGCAGUGAUGCAAUCUUGGCUCACUGCAACCUCUGCCUCCCAGGUUCAAGCGAUUCUCCUGCCUCAGCCUCCUGAGUAGCCAGAAUUACAGGCAUGCACCACCAUGCUGGGCUAAUUUUUGUAUUUUUAGUAGAGACGGUGUUUCACCAUGUUGGCCAGGCUGGUCUCGAACUCCUGGCCUCAAAUGACCUGCCCACGUUGGCCUCCCAAAGUGCUGGGAUUACAGGCGUGAGCCACUGUGCCCAGCAAGGAUUGCCGUUUUAAUUCUUGUAUCUUCACUGCUUCUUUGGUCUUUGCUUAAAUAAAACAAUAAAUCUUAAUAGUUGGGGAGAAUGCUGUUACCAGUGUGCCCUAGGAAGGCCGUUAGCAUAUGGCUCUACUGAGCAGCAGUGCCAUCUGGUGCCUGAGAUCAUGUGCUUCAGGCAGUUGUCACACUGCAUCUAUAGCCAAGCAUCACAGAACACUUUACUCAUGUGGUCAGGGAAGGUGGGACUGAUUCACAUGUUAGAGACAGGUCAGAUGGGAAAAUUAAGGCCCAAUUUGGUGUUGGGGAAUAACCAUACUCUGGUCUUUCAAGUGUAAUAGCUGAUGAUUCCCAAGAAACUGAUGAAUUUUCUGAGUCCAGACAAAAUUUCCCCAAGCCUGCUCUCUCUGUUGGAUAUAUAUAAUAGAGAAAGUCAAAUCAGCCCUUUGGGGUUUGUGGUAAAAAUUCACUCACCCAUUGAAGCCUACAGUGGCUUUGUACCUUCCAGAUCUCUCAGCAAAUCCCCUGGGCAGAAAUGUCACUUGCUUGCCAUGUCUUUGAGGGGUUCAGGUCAGCCUGGAGAACAGGCUCCUUAAGUCAAAAACCUUGUUUUAAGAGCCACUGUGGUACAGUCAAUGUAACCCACUUGUGCAGAAGCCAUGCUUCCAAGGAAGGUCUCAGGUUGACAACUAGACAGCAAAUCCGAGAAGCUAACUGUGGAGUAAUGUGUUUUUUUCUCUGUGGACAACAGCGAUCAGACAGGUGCUUGAUCUUGAACAAUUGAUCCAUUAUGAAAAAAUGACCAUUAGCUCUCCCCCAGAAGCGUCUGUGUUUGCUGAAUGGAGCUGAGAUUUUGAUCCUCUAUCAGACUCCAGAAAGAUCCAGGAGUUCCAAGAACAUGGCAAAGAGUCAAAAUCUUAGGACAAGGAAUUAAAAUGUCAGAAUGCAAAUGUCCAACAGGCCUGGUAGCUCACAGCUAUCAACACCCUAGAAUUCCACACUGCCUCACUGCAGUUGCUCAAGGAUGGGUAUGUUUCUGUCUCUGAAAUUCAGGAAAAAGCCUUAAGUGCCAGAGAAGGUGCUUCCAAGACUGUCUGCAGAAUUCCUUUCCUAGGGUCUGUCUCUGGUACCCAAAAGGGCAGAGAAGGAACUCUAAGAUUAGCAUAGAGCCACUCAUCUCUCCUCCCCUCCCCACCCCUUCUUCCCGUGCUUCCAUUCCGCAUGGCUGUCUCCGCUGACAGUGACACACACUUCCUCUCCAGCAGUGUCGGGAAAGUUCUGGACCUCUACUGGAUCUAGCCAUAAAUGGUGGUCUUCAGAAAAAUGGAGAUUGUGGCUGCCAGCACCCACAAGACAGCAGCCUCAUGCCAUGCAGGCAGCAAGCCAUCCUGAACAGUGUUCCUCCCAGAGUCUGCUUCCUCACCUGCUGUUCACUGGUGAGAGGAAAAGGGACUUGUUCUCCCUUGACCAGUUUUCUAGUUUUCCUGUUCCCACCCUGGUCUUUGCCUGAUGACAGAGAAACUUUCUAAAAAAAAAACAAAAACAAAAAGCUAUAAAAAAUCUGCAAAACACCCCAUCAGAAGUCAAUGAUUUCCUUAAAAAUACAUCUAUUUCCUUCCUGUCCUUCUCAUCUUCUCCCUUGCCCCCAGACAGGUGUGCUUGCAGGCAUCCAGCUGCCUGCAUCAGAGCUCCCCUUGAAGGCAGGUGCUCAGCUGGGCUCCAUGUUGGAGGGCAACAGCAGAGCUGCCACUUAUAGCCGGUCUCUCAACCCUGCUGUCCCCCAGCCCACCCACAAUGGCUCAAAAGGCUGGUCUUCUGAGAAAGACUUGCUGCUAGCCAAUCAUCACAGUCACUUUCCAGUUAUGUUAAGUGGCAUCAAAGCAUUGAUUAGCACUUAUGGUAUACAAGAUAUGGUAGGAGGAAAAGGGAAUUAUAGAAAGAAACCAUGUGAAAGUAUAAAAGUCACUGAUAGACUAGAUACACGAAUGAGAAAGAAAUCAAGCAUUAUCAUCACAGAAAACCACCAAAUCGCAAAAGAUAAGAAAGGGACCAGGCAUGGUGGCUCAUCCCUGUAAUCCCAGCACUUUGGAAGGCUGAGGUGGGAGAACUGCCUAAGGUCAAGAGUUUGAGACCAGCCAAGGCAACAUAGUGAGACCCUGUCUCUUAUUAAAAAAAGGAAAGGAAAAAAUUUUUCAAGAAGAAGAAAAUAACAAAGGACAUAUAAAAUAUCAGAAACCAAUUAAAAUGACAGGAAUAAGUCCUCACUCAUCAAUAACAACCUUGAAUGUAAAGAGUUCAAACUUCCCAAUUAAAAUAUAUAGCCUUGUUUAGCCGGGCAUGGUGGCACAUGCCUGUAAUCUCAGCUACUCAGGAGGCUGAGACAGGAGAAUCACUUGAACCCGGGAGGUGGAGGUUGCAGUGAGCCGAGAUCAUGCCACUGCACUCCAGCUUGGGUGACAGAGUGAGACUCUAUCUCCAAAAAAAUACAAUUAAAAAAAUAUAUAUAUACACACACACACAUACCCUUGCUGAGUGUGUUAGAAAAACAAGAUCCAGGUGAGGCAUGGUGACUCACAACUGUAAUCCCCAUGCUUUGGGAAGCUGAGGCAGGAGGAUAUCGCUUGAGUUCAAUACCAGCCUGGGCAACAUAGCAAGACCACUAUCUCUAAAAAAAAAAAAAAAAAAAAAAAAAAAAAGCUGGUCCUGGUGGCGUGUCCCUGUAGUCCUAGCUACUUGGGAGGCUAAGACAGGAGGGCUGUUUGAGUUCAGGAGUUGAAGGCUGCAGUUGAGUUAUGAUUGCCACUGCACUACAACCUGAGUGACAAAACAAGACCUGGUCUCUAAAAUAAAUUUUGUAAAAUGAAUUUAACAAAAACAAGAUCCAGGCCGGGCGCGGUGGCUCACGCUUGUAAUCCCAGCACUUUGGGAGGCCGAGGCGGGCGGAUCACGAGGUCAGGAGAUCGAGACCACAGUGAAACCCCGUCUCUACUAAAAAUACAAAAAAUUAGCCGGGCGUGGUGGCGGGCGCCUGUAGUCCCAGCUACUCGGAGAGGCUGAGGCAGGAGAAUGGCGUGAACCCGGAAGGCGGAGCUUGCAGUGAGCCGAGAUUGCGCCACUGCACUCCAGCCUGGGCGACAGAGCGAGACUCCGUCUCAAAAAAAAAAAAAAAAAAAACAAGAUCCAGCUAUAUGCUGCCUUUAAGAAACUCACUAAAAAGAUGCAUAUAGACUAAGUGAAGGGAUGAAAAAAGAUAUUCCACUCAAAUGUAAACUAAAAGCAUGCAGGACUAGCUAUACUUAUAUCAGACAAAAUAGACUUUAAGUCAAAAAACAAAAAGAGAAAAGGUCAUUAUAUAAUGAUAAAGGGAUCAAUUCAGCAAGAGGAUAUAACAAUUGUAAAUAUAUAUGCAUUCAACACUGGAGCACCCAGAUAUAUAAAGUAAAUAUUACUAGAGAUAAAGAGACCCCAGUACAAUAAGUUGGGGACUUCAGCACUCACUUUCAGCAUUGGACAGAUUAUGGUCUAGAAAAUCAACAUAGAGGCAUCAGACUUAAAAUACGCUAUAGACCAAAUGAAUCUAAGAGACAUUUACAGACUAUUUCAUUCAACAGCUGCAGAAUACAUAUUCUCAUCAGCACAUGGAACAUUCUCCAGGAUAGCCCAUAUGUUAGGCCACAAAAUAAAUCUCAACAAAUAUUUAAAAAUCAAAAUCCUAUCAAGUAUCUUAUUAGACCACAAUGGAAUAAAAAGCAGUAUGUUGCAGCCUUCAGAACUGCGAGAAACAAAUUUCUGUUCUUUCUAAAUUAAAAAAGCACUAGAAGUAAGUAACACAAGGAACUCUGGAAACUGUACAAAUAUGUGAAAAUUAAGUAACACCAUCUUGAAAGAUCACUGGGUCAGUGAAGAAAUUAAGAAGAGGCUGAGCGAAGUGGCUCACACCUGUAAUCUCAGCACUUUGGGAGGCCAAGGCAGGCAGAUCACUUGAGGUCAUGAGUUCAAGACCAGCCUGGCCAACAUAGCAACACCCCCAUCUCUACUAAAAAUACAAAAAUUAACGGGCCAGGCGUGGUGGCUCACACCUGUAAUCCCAGCACUUUGGGAGGCCAUGGCGGGCGGAUCACCUGAGCUCAGGUGUUCAACACCAGCCUGGGCAACACAGUGAAACCCCAUCUCUACUAAAAAUACAAAAAAUUAGCUGGGUGUGGUGGCAUGUGCCUGUAGUCCCAGCUAUUCGGGAGGCUGAGGCAGGAAAAUCUCUUGAAUCUUGGAGGCAGAGGUUGCAGUGAGCCAAGAUUGUGCCACUGCACUCCAGCCUGGGUGACAGAGCAAGACUCUGGCUCAAAAAAAAAAAAAAGAAAAGGAAAAGAUACAAAAAUUAGCUGGGUGUGUUGGCGUGCAUCUGUAAUCCCAGCUACUCGGGAGGCUGAGGUAGGAGAAUUGCUUGAACCCGGGGGGGGGCGGGCAGAGCCAAAAUUGUGCCACUGCACUCCAGCCUUGGUGACAGAAUAAGACUCUGUCUCCAAAAAAAAAAAAAUUAGUGUUGGGCACGGUGGCUCACGCCUGUAAUCCCAGCACUUUGGGAGGUCAAGGCAGGCAGAUCACAAGUUCAGGAGUUCAAGACCAGCUGAUCAACAUGGGGAAACCCCAUCUCUACUAAAAAUACACAAUUAGCCAGGUGUGGUGGUGCAUGCCUGUAAUCCCAGCUACUCAGGAGGCUGAGGCAGGAGAAUCGCUUGAAUCCAGAAGGCAGAGGCUGCAGUGAGCCAAGAUUGUGCCAUUAUACUCCAGCCUGGGCAAUCAGAGCAAAACUCCAUCUCAAAACAAACAAACAAACAAAAAACACACAAACCUAAAAUGCCUCUGUAACACUAAUGAAAGGCCACCAGGUUAGAAGGAUGAGAGGGGCCUAAAUUUGUAGUUAAAUGAUUACUGCCAUUAUUCCAAAGGUCACAAGAUUUACGACUUCCCCAAUAACUCCUGUAAAUAACAUCACUGUUGUGGAACCUAAGAUUGGCCUUUUGAGAUGUCUUUUCAGGUUUUUGCAUCUCUGAUAACUGGAUGGCCCCAGUUAGACUCCUGUGGCCCCACCCAGAAGCAGACAGCACAUGAAGACCAUUUUCCACAGCCCUAUGACUGCACCCCAAACCAAUUAGCAGCACCCAUUCCCUAGCCCCCUGCCUGCCAAACUAUUCUUUAAAAAUCUUAGCCUCCAAAUUUUGGGGGAGGCUGAUUUGAGUAAUAAUAAAACUCUAGUCUCCAA
Symphalangus syndactylus (siamang) is the source of this 9639-nucleotide messenger RNA. RefSeq names its product ubiquitin conjugating enzyme E2 D4 (gene UBE2D4). The record is from RefSeq and is a predicted model, not a curated record. NCBI's taxonomy places the organism in Eukaryota, Metazoa, Chordata, Mammalia, Primates, Hylobatidae.